AUGGAAUUACUAAGACUCUCAAUAAUCUGGCCGAUUCUUCUUGUAUAUGCAACGAACAAUCAUGAAUGGUUAUUUUAUUCCACUGGUCGGCAUAGAACUACAUUUGAUUGUUUAACAGUUAAUAAUCUAGUACAUUGUCGAAGACGUUCAAUGAGUGAUACAUUCCCUAAAACUUGUUAUAAUUACACUGCUGGAACAUUGACAUUCUCCAUUUUAAAGUUAAAUAACAUAACAGCAAAGGUAUUGCCUGACUGGUUAUUUCCACUUGAUGUUGCUGAUCGUUAUGCACAAUACUUGCAGAAUUCAGAAAUAGAAUUGAUCAAUUUUAUUUACAACUAUUCACAAGGAUAUGUUGGUUCAACAUGCCAUCACGAACGUUUUUAUCAAGAACAAUGUGUCAGUAAUUUAUUAAAUGAACAAAUACAUAACCCGCUACAAAGGCUUCGUGAAUUUCCAGUAUGUUUUAUCGAUAUAAAAUGUAAUAGAGGUUUAAUGUGUUUAGACGGGCGAAAUAUUUGUGAUGGUAUUCCAGAAUGUGAUAAUGCUAUCGAUAACCAAACAAACGAUAAAGCUGCUAUUUUUUUGUCCAUUAAUGAAUGUGAAAUGAAUGAGUAG
This is a messenger RNA of Didymodactylos carnosus, 615 nucleotides long. The record is from the annotation of a GenBank genome assembly. NCBI's taxonomy places the organism in Eukaryota, Metazoa, Rotifera, Eurotatoria, Philodinida, Philodinidae.